Aphanomyces astaci is the source of this 1581-nucleotide messenger RNA. RefSeq lists its product as hypothetical. Bases 726 to 1553 code for a protein of 275 amino acids. Lineage: Eukaryota; Oomycota; Saprolegniomycetes; Saprolegniales; Verrucalvaceae. Gene Ontology annotation, molecular function: L-ascorbic acid binding; peptidyl-proline dioxygenase activity; ferrous iron binding. Gene Ontology annotation, biological process: cellular response to hypoxia. The record is from RefSeq and is a predicted model, not a curated record. The transcript is spliced from 2 exons.
UCCAGUCCAUCGAAUUUCAGUACAUUUAGUUUACAACCAAGAUUACAAGAGACUUGUGCGUAGGGCAUCGGGCAGAGACUCGCCAGCUUCUAGUUUGGCUUGAACGCGGAGCUGCCUUGGUGCGUCCAGGCCGUGAAUAAGCGCAAGGAUAGCCACGUUGGGUAACUUGGUGCGGGACAAAUAAUGCUGCGCGGCGUCCUUUGUGUAGCUGGGUACGCGCUCCAGUUGCAGCAAUGGAUCAUCGUCGCCGUCUUGCCCAACGAUCCGCAUGUACACAACACAAUUAUCCACCACGUCGCUGCCAAUGCGCACGGGGAUCGCCACUCGCUUGUAGUACCCAGAGCUGAUGCCUUCGAGAAUAUCCAACGCCUCCAAAGUUGACGCAUCUACAGCAUACACCUCGCCUGCGAUCGGAACUCCUUCGCCGGGUACACUCAGCAAGAAUGGCACGAACCGAUCGCCGCCCACCACAAGCGGAUACGGCGUGCACGUGAUGGCAUCUCCCAGAAACGUGGCUUUCUUGAGGUCGACUGCUGGACCAAGGUACAACGCAUAGUUGGGGAACCCUCGUUUGAGGGUGCCAUACACAAACACGUUCGUAGUUUCGGUCGCGGCCACCCCCGCCAUCGUCGUCGUGUUGUCGAAGAUUGAAACUGUCGGGUAUCCGAAUGUAUGGUCCAUGCGUCCAUUAUCCGGAUAGACGAAGAGCGCCAUUUUAUUGAGACAUGAUGCUCGUGGCUCGGCGGUGGUGGCGUGCCCCGGCAAGUCUGCGGCCUUCAACAUCAGUCCUUCGAUCUCGCGCAUUGUCCUCGUCAGGAAGCGAAGAAGAUGCCGAUGCCUUACUUCCACUGUUUGCCUCUUCUACGCGGGAGGCCCUGCGCCGCGGGCUCGAAUCGGACGGUUUCUGCAUCCUGCGUGGCUUUGCAUCCAACGCCGUGGCCCUUGCCAUGCGCCGCGAGGCCGAGCGCUUGUUCAAAGACGGAUACAUGUUUCAGUCCAUGUCGGUCGACGAACACGGCAACUCGUUUCCAAAGCACAACGUGUUUGCGUCCGAGCUGGACGGCCACGAAUGGGACAUUGCACCUACGAUCCUACAGUACACGCGCAGCAUCAUGCUCCAAGCCCCCGACAUGCUCAACACGCUCUUCCCCGAGCUUCAAAUCAGUUCUCGGGCGUAUGCAUCCAAGUUGGCCGUGUCUCUCGGAGAUGGCGCGUCUUAUCCGAAGCACUGCGACACUGCGGGGAUGCCCGACCAGCGCAAAGUCACAAUGGUGUAUUACUUGAACCCACAUUGGGAACCUGCGCACGGCGGACAGCUUCAAGUGUACACCAAGGACGGCGGCAUCUUGGCCGUAGAACCCGUCUCCGACACAUUGGCCGUGUUCUGGAGCGAUCAAGUGGUGCAUGAUGUGCUUCCUUGCACGAACGACCCAAACAACGAGCGGGCUCAGCGGUAUGCGUUGACGCUGUGGCUCGUGUCUGAUGAUCCGAGUCAAAUCGUCAACCCGUCGCAUCCACUGUACUCGCUUCGUUGCGAGCAUUUCGGAGCAUAACAAGGAUCAAUCAAUCAAUCAUCACGUA